AUGGCAUCAUCGCAAACCACAGUCAUUGCGACUGCAACGGCUGCUGCAGUGGCGACCGGCCUCCUCGCCUACGCCGUCUACUUCGACCACGCACGAAGAAACAAGCCCGAGUUUAGGAGAAACCUGCGGCGCAACGAGCGCAAGCAGGUACGACAGGCAAAGGAGCACGCCGAGGUCGAGAGCCAGAACAGGCGUCACGAGGUCAAGGCCGCCGUGGACGAGGCCAGGGAAGAAGGCUUCCCCACGAGCGUGGAGGAGAAGGAAGCCUACUUCCUGGACCAAGUGACGAUGGGAGAACAGUUGGGCGCAGACCCAUCUCGCGCUCUCGAAGCAGCGCUGGCAUUUUAUAAGGGCCUUAAGGUGUACCCAACACCUGGAGACCUUAUUAACAUCUACGACAAAACGGUACCGAAGCCCAUCCUCGACCUGCUGGCAGAGAUGAUCGCAUACGACCCCAGUUUGAGGCUGGAAGGCAUGGCUAGCGCUGGCGGUGUGCCAGGAAUGCCUAACCUUGCCAACCUCGCCGACAUGCCCAACGUCGGCCUCGACUAA
Diaporthe citri is the source of this 552-nucleotide messenger RNA. RefSeq lists its product as uncharacterized. Lineage: Eukaryota; Fungi; Ascomycota; Sordariomycetes; Diaporthales; Diaporthaceae. The record is from RefSeq and is a predicted model, not a curated record. Bases 1 to 552 code for a protein of 183 amino acids. Gene Ontology annotation, biological process: tRNA import into mitochondrion; protein targeting; protein import into mitochondrial matrix. Gene Ontology annotation, cellular component: mitochondrial outer membrane translocase complex; mitochondrial outer membrane. Gene Ontology annotation, molecular function: transmembrane protein transporter activity. The transcript is spliced from 4 exons.